Molecule: messenger RNA, 1335 nt
Organism: Trichomycterus rosablanca
Lineage: Eukaryota; Metazoa; Chordata; Actinopteri; Siluriformes; Trichomycteridae
Gene: gfra4a
Product: GDNF family receptor alpha 4a
Exons: 8
Biological process (GO): nervous system development
Cellular component (GO): signaling receptor complex; external side of plasma membrane
Molecular function (GO): signaling receptor activity
Source: RefSeq, a predicted model, not a curated record
AUGUCAAACACAGUCAUGGACAAUUUUGUAUCGCCAAUUUACUUCACUUGCAUGUCUUUGGACUGAAUGCCCCAGCUGGUGUUGGGCGGUCAGUGGGACUGCCUUACUGCGGGAGAUUCGUGCUCCAGUGAUGAGGCGUGCAGUCCCCGUCUUCGCACCCUGCGUCAGUGUGUGGCAGGUGGGGGCAGCGUGAAGUUGGGGCCUGGGGCACGCAACCACUGCGAGAAUGCUGUGAAUGCUUUACUGGCCAGCCCCCUCCAUCGCUGCCAGUGUAAACGUGGCAUGAAGAAGGAGAAGAACUGUCUGAGCAUCUACUGGAGCCUCAAGCAGUCCGUACUACACGGCCUGAACCUUGUAGAGAGUUACCCAUAUGAGCCUGUGGAGCGAGAAUCUGAUUAUGUCCGCCUGGCUUCCAUUGCUGCAGAAUCUGAAGCAGGAAUGGUGACAGUAAAUCGUUGUCUGGAUGCUGCCAAAGCCUGCAACGUGGACGACACAUGCCAGAAGCUGAGGACUGAGUAUGUGUCUGCAUGCAUCGCCCCAUCAGCGAGAGCAGGGCCCUGUAACCGCAUACGCUGCAGCAAAGCGCUGAGAAAGUUCUUCGACCGCGUGCCACCCGACUAUACACAUGAGCUCCUGUUCUGCCCGUGUUCAGACACAGCGUGUGCUGAGCGCCGCCGCCAGACCAUCGUCCCCACAUGCUCGUAUGAGGAAAGAGAAAAACCCAACUGCCUGGUACAGCUGAGCAGCUGCGAGGAAGACCUCGUGUGCAAGUCUCGUUGGGCCCAGUUCAAGCAUGACUGCCAGCCUUCAGAGCUCACUCCCAGUGGCUGCCAGCAAGAGAAUUACGGCGCCUGCCUUAUCGCAUACACUGGCCUGAUAGGGACCACUAUCACUCCAAACUACUUGGAUAACUCUACUUCUAAUGUGGGCCCAUGGUGCUCGUGUGUAGCCAGUGGGAAUCAUAUGGAGCAGUGCUAUGAUUUUAUUGGCCAUUUCCAUGACAACAUCUGCCUCAAGAAUGCCAUCCUCGCCUUCGGCAACGAUACUGACACAAAGUUAGCCGCCAAUCAGCCAGGAGCACCUAGCUUGAGUACCAGCACUCCGAAUCAGCGUCAAAUUACCAGCAUCAUGACCACUACAACAAUCACCAUUGGUGUGGAGCCUGAGCAGAACAUUCUGCAUCCUCAGAUGCCCACACAGCUGAACGAGAGAGACAGACUAUGGAGUGACUCGACCCUCCCAUCACCUGAUCUUUAUGACGGCAGCGCUGGAUGCACUAGCCUGGCAGUGCCAACCUUUCUCCUCCCCCUCCUGACACUGGCUCAUCACUUCUAA